Cannabis sativa is the source of this 2450-nucleotide messenger RNA. RefSeq lists its product as uncharacterized. Gene Ontology annotation, molecular function: ubiquitin protein ligase activity; ubiquitin-like protein conjugating enzyme binding. NCBI's taxonomy places the organism in Eukaryota, Viridiplantae, Streptophyta, Magnoliopsida, Rosales, Cannabaceae. Bases 886 to 2136 code for a protein of 416 amino acids. The transcript has a single exon. The record is from RefSeq and is a predicted model, not a curated record. Gene Ontology annotation, cellular component: endoplasmic reticulum. Gene Ontology annotation, biological process: ubiquitin-dependent protein catabolic process.
UGAUUUCAUCACAACCGGUUGUUGCAUCAUCUAUGAUCCUCACCGUCAAUAAUAUCAAUCCAAUUAACCAACGGUUGAGAUCAUCACUCUCUUUCUUCCUUUUUCUCUAUCCUUCUGGUUCUCAGAUUUUCCUUAGCAAUAUUUCUUUUCUCAUAAUGGGUGUCUGGUCUAAACCCUCUCCUUCACCUUACGUAAAUCGCUAAUCGGAUACCUUGAGAUUUCUUCUAUGUCUAAUCUGAGUCGGGCCUGACUCAGCUAUGGAGAGGGUUGCCAACUCAUGUUAAAGUCAGCCUUUACCUUCUCGUUUUGAAGACCCAUCAUCACACUUUUUGACCCAGGUUUUGGUUUAUUUCAUUCAAGAAUUCAUUUCCUAAUAAUUUUUUCCAAGCUGCUAUAAUAUCCUAGAUUCUUAAGCUGGGAUUUAUCGAUUAUUACCGGGAAAUAUAUUCUUGAGUGACUGUAAUUGAGUAUUGAAACCUAGCUUGACUUUUUUUUUUUUUUUAAUUUCUGCAUUCUGGCUAGGGUUUCGAUUGGGUUCUGCUGAAUUUGUGUCCAUGUAAGGGUUUUCGAAUCUGGGAUUCCUCAAUUUUGUGACUGUUGCAUUAGUUGUGUUACGAUUCGUUCUUUCUUUGGGAUAUUAAAAGUAGGGUUUUUUGAUUUGGGAUUAUUCAAAUUUAGAUCGUUUUAGAUGUUUCGAGAUUGUCAUAUUACACCAUUUUGGAAGAAUAAGGUGUUUUAGGAUGUGGGUCUCUUCAAUUUAUCGGUGAAGCGCUUCUUUUCUUGUUCAAUUUUUCUUUUUUCUUUUGUUUUCCUUUUAUACUUAGUUAUUUGAGCUGCUGAUACCGUAAGGUUUUCUUUUUAACACCUGGGCUUUGCCAUAUUGUGAUGGGUGAAGAGACUUCUGAUGCGAUGAACCUUGACUUGAACCUUAGUCCUGGUCCCGAGCCCACUUUAGGCUCAGUGUCAAAUGUUCCCAUGACUUUAGAUGAGAGGAUUGAUAAUCCUCUUCAUAGAUUUAGGGAAGCGGUAAGGAUUGGGGCCAGACAGCGGUCCAGAUGGCGACGACUUCAAAUACCACCGGAGGCCCAUAACCUUUCAAUGGAGUUGAACCACCUAAUGGUUAAUUCUAGUAAUGCAACUACAUUGCAGGCAGGUGAAGGUAGUGUUGAUGCAGUUGAAAGAACAAAUCACAUGCCCAAAACAUGUGAAAUUAACAAUGGGAUUUUGGAAGAAGAUGCAUCAGAGAAUAAGAAUGAUAUUGAAAAGGGUAAUGCAAGUGAUGGGAGCUUUUUUGAUUGUAACAUCUGUUUGGACUUGUCUAGGAACCCUGUUGUUACAUGUUGCGGUCAUUUGUUUUGUUGGUCAUGCCUUUAUCGAUGGUUACAUUUACAUUCUGAAGCAAAGGAAUGCCCAGUUUGCAAGGGGGAAGUAACACUGAAGAAUGUGACCCCAAUUUAUGGCCGUGGGAACCAUAAGCUCGAGCCAGAAGAGGACUCUAGUCUUAAGAUUCCUGCUAGACCCCAUGCACGGCGGGUUGAGAGCUUGAGACAAACCAUUCAGAGGAGUGCUUUAAGUUUUCCAGUGGAAGAGAUGAUUCGACGCCUUGGGAGUAGAUUUGAUUUGACGAGGGAUUUUAGUCAGCCUCACGAGCCUGAGAGUGUUCGGGAAACUGCGGAAAGAGCAAGCUUGCUAAAUAGGUUUCUGACAACCCGAGGGUUACGCAGGGAGCAAAAUCCAGUGGAACCAACUGAGGAGGUUGUUAUGGACUUGAACCAAUCAAACAUGGUUGGUCCUGAGGUGGUAGAGAAUCGCCGUCUUCAGUCCCUUUUCCUUCGAAGAACACAAUCACAAAGGGCAGCAUUUUCCUCUCUUUCAUCUGCAUUGUUCUUUGAGGCCUUUAGGAACCACCCUACCAGUAGGAACCAGGAGCAGCAGCCUCCUGCAGUUGAUGAUAGAGAUUCUUUCUCUAGCAUUGCUGCUGGAAUAAAUUCAGAGUCCCAAAUCGAUACUGCUGCAGAAAUUGAAUCAGCAGUAUCUCUUUCAACGUCAUCUUCUAGAAGAAGAAAUGAGGCUUCAAGGGUUUCAGAUUUGGAUACCGGAGAUUCAAGGGCACCUCGAAGGAGACGGCUGAACUAAAAGCCUGUGUCUGAUCCUUUAGUGUAACCGGAGAAGGUUUAUGUAUUAAAUCUGGAAGCUUUAUCAUUACCCACUUAAUUACAUAACUAUUGUCUCAGCCAUAGUUAUGGAGCUCUUUCUACUUUAUGCUUCCAGUAUUUGGUUCAAAUUAGCUAGUCCUGUUCUAAGGACUAUAUGCUUUCAAUUUGUAAGAAUCAAGUUUGUGUACAACACAUGGGCUGGUUCAUCGUUUUCAGUGUACAUAAUCUCAUGAACUAAACAUGUAUGAACUUGUUAUAUUUUCUGAAAUUUCUUAAUAAUCUCAAUUUAGUAAA